Molecule: messenger RNA, 8369 nt
Organism: Varroa destructor (honeybee mite)
Lineage: Eukaryota; Metazoa; Arthropoda; Arachnida; Mesostigmata; Varroidae
Product: phospholipid-transporting ATPase ABCA1-like
Biological process (GO): transmembrane transport; lipid transport
Cellular component (GO): membrane; intracellular membrane-bounded organelle
Molecular function (GO): ABC-type transporter activity; lipid carrier activity; ATP binding
Source: RefSeq, a predicted model, not a curated record
UGUACACGUACAAUUAAGUACGUAACCGAGUUUGUCUAGACGGUGUUGAUCGCCAAAAAUUUACGCUCGGUCAAUAUCAGCUAGAUGCAUACAAUGAAAAAAGGCCAAAGUGAAAUAUCUUCUGAAUCUUCCAAUGAAGAUUAGGUAAUAUUCUAUUGUCAUUUGCUAGGUCUACUAAAAACGAUGAAAAUAAAAAGAGAUGAAAUGAAGUAGCAUAUCUGUGGGGAACAUUAGUGACACGUGUCAUAAGCUACCGUUCAGAAGGUUUGCGCUAAUUUGUGGCCAAUCACACAGGCGCACAGGAGGCACGGAGAUCCGCUGUGUGUCUCUAUCACAGAAAUUCUGCAUUUUUCAACACGUCUGAAUUGUGCACUGCAUUUUGGUGUAAAAAAGGGAAAACAACUAUAAAAAGGAAAAAAAAUCCGUCUUUUUGUCGAUAUUGAGCAAAACGAAAACAGGGACAAAUUUGACUACUUUCAGUCGUAGUUAAUGCUGAGGUCUGUUUGUCGGGGUAAUACUCGGGGGCCAUAUGUUCUUCGCGCACGACUUUAUUUCACUACAAACCAUGUCUGUCUAUCUGUCUGCGACUGUUCGGUAGUCUGUUGAUGCUGCCGCUUGCUGUUGACGUUGUCGUCGUCGUUGAGGUCGCCGCCGCCGCCGCCGCCGCUGCUGGGUUAACAAAGUCUGUCGCUUCUACUCUCGCACAAAUGCGCUACUACUACUGCUGCUGGUUGCGAUAAAUACCACGGUAUAGCUUAGCACAAGCGAAGCAGGACACAAACUUACGGCUACGCACCGAGCAACGGCUUUGCGCAAAGCGGUGUGGCCGACUAUACGUUAGCCAUGAUUGUAGAGCGGUUACGAUCAUAGCCUGUUGGUAGCUCGUUUUUCUGUUUGUCCGUUUCGGCGACUCAUUGGCCUGGAGUAGUACAUUGCCGGCACUGGGACUCGGCGGCACCCCAACGAUCCUGGAGCGAGUUUCCGACUGAGCGAUUGAAAGCCGCCAUUUGUUCUGCCCGCCGUUUUGUCUGCCUGGCAGAACUGACGUCGAUUCCGCUCGAAUGGGAAAGGACCGGUACAUGCGCGCGCAGAGGAGGAAGGCAGGCCCUCCACUUACUUCGAAGUCACCAUUAGUAGUAGCAGCGACGGUAACGGCAGCAUCAGUACAACCAUCUCGUUGCAGAGGGCCUGACCAACUCAACUCAAAGCAGAGUUACGCCAACGAACGAUACGCUGCUGGGGCAGCCAACACGAAGGGUUGGACUAGAAAGCUCUACCCACCGAUACGGCGACGACAGAAGAGAGUGCCGCCGUUACUGGUGAUUGUAGAGAGCUGGUGGAUUGUGCAAUAGCUGUUCUAUCCGCCCUCCUGCAACUACUACCUCGAGUGGGGGUUUGGCCGAGUCGCAAGUAACAACGAAAAAAAACACGAGUUGAACGGAAAACACACGAUCGACCGGCCACUGUCCACCAAGGCCGAGUGCUUCGGAAGGUCAUACAACAGUGAGAACGUUGUCCACAUAGGAGGCCAACAGCGGUGGCAGGCAGUAACCACGACAGCGAGACUGCAGGCUGUGCUGCCGAUUACGUAACGUCGUAAAACCACAUCGUUUUUUUGCAACAAUCGUUGAAAAACGGUUUCUGUCGCUAACUAACCCGCCCUCGAUGUCGCCGUGACACGUACCGUUUAUGUGACGCCCAUCAGCGGUUCUCGUAGCCUUAAUGAUGAACACGAACGAUGUAGCGAAAUCUUUUUAGAAACUCCAUCAACGCUCGGGACUGUCGUUACGUUCUCACCAAGAACAGAACGUCGAGACAAAGCUGGAGGAGGAGUCAACCUUUUCGUGUUGACGUGAGAAACGGUACCAGUUUAGGGAAACAAAGAGAGCUAACUUCCUCAAGUCAAUUUCCCUCGCAAGGAGCUGGUCAGAUAUAGGGUCUCGUGCGAGAGCACAGACUGAUAGCGCAGCGUGUCUGCUAACCGAUGAAAGAUAGAUUUGCCUCCAGACUGAUUUUCGAACACCAACAACAACGAAAAACUCAUAACAUUAGUGGAUACUACAGAAAGGUCAAACAAGGCUUUCAUAUAGUGUUCUAAUUUUGGUGUCCAUCUUUCUCCUUCGACAACUCAUUUAUAAUAGCGGAAUAUUGCGCCAUGGAGAUCAGUAAUUCAGUAUAUGACCUGUCGAUAUAUGCCAGUUAUUGUAUACAUACCUGAAUAUAGCUAAUCAGUAUGUGCAUAAUGUUAUCGGUCAGUGAGUAGACGCCGAGCUUCUUUGAAGGAAUCGUAAGCACAGCUGUUGAAAAGCACUGCUGCCAUAACUAUAACGGGUAACGACAGUAAAUAUCAUCGACAAAGUAUACCGUUGGUAUGCCUUGCGCUAUCUAUAUGUAGUACAAUUUAAGGAUAGCAUACAAAUAGUGUAGCAUUGUAGAGUAUUAGAUGCUGUAGACGCAGAAAGAACGAUAAGUAAAUCGUUGUGAACAGCUAGUUCUAGGUUCGAAUCGAAGACCCAAACUUGGUACGCGUGUGUGUACGUGUUUAGUUCCAUGUGCAGCCGACAGCCGCCAGUCAAUUGAAGAAUGAAAUUCAGGUGCGUGCUAAGCAGGUCCUAGUGAUAAAUGUCUAAUCAAUAUAUAGUUCUGUGCCUCGAAGCCGAUGAAAGUAGUGCUGGCAUAGCACGUCAUUGCAUGUUCGUACCUUGUUUACUGUCCGUGACGAGUACUUUUGAUACGUGAAUGGACCAUCGGCUGUCGAAGUAGGGAAUCGUACGAUUGUGUUGCUCACUGAGAGUGUUAGUCACGGCGGCAGGGGUGACGCGAAGUGUGCGAAGGCGCUAGACCACAACGGUCAGCCAUUAGUGUGCAGCGUGAUGCAUUUCUGUGCGUCUGUACAUGUUGACUUCGUGAUGUUUGUUGUUGUUCAUGAUAGUUCAAGGGAUACACCUUACAAUUACAGCUGGUAACCGUUAUUCAAAGCUGCCAAGUGUAGUACAAGGAUUUCCUGAAGAAUUAACGAACGAACCAAGAUCACCAAAGAAACAAAUAUUCCAUCGGCCAUUUGAUUUGAUCUUUUCAAACAUUCGUCGCUUCCAAGAAAGCAUUUUGGGCCGAGCAGUAACACAAAGCUAACAGAAUCACAAAAAAAAAUAGUAACAACUAAGAAUCAAGAACGUUUUGGCGGGACCCGGUUGUCCGUCCGCAGCAGACGCCAUGUCACUAACGAUAGGGUAACCCUGUGCUCGUCUGCGGGUCGCGCCCGGGACGGUAGCGGUACACAACUAAUCUGGUCGUCUAACAAGCGGCUGACUCUUGACGAAACGGCUCGCUCAUCGAAGGCGAUGAAGUUUUGGGGUCAGCUGCGUCUUCUUCUUUGGAAGAAUGGACUCUGUCAUUCGAGGCAGAAGCUCCGAGUAACGAUUGAGGUUAUCUGGCCGCUAUUACUCUUUCUGAUCCUUAUGUGGGUUCGGACACGUGGACUCAAGCUCUACAUACACGAAUGUCAUUUCGAUCAGAAAGCGAUGCCUUCGGCCGGAUUCAUCCCGUUUAUACAGAGCACCGUGUGCACCUUGAACAACACCUGUCAUGAGCGGACCUCCCCCGAUAAUCGUUAUGCGUUUGAAUACAACACGUCCUUAUUAGUGCAGCUGGUGGGCGACGUAGAUAUCAUCGUUAAGAAGAAAUUACAUGGAGACACCCUCAUGUCUAUACGGAAACUCUCUUCCGACCUUAAAGAGCUCUCCGCGUUCGUGAAGAAGGUCACCAAUCCCGAAGCGCCUCUUAAAGGAAAAAUAUGGGUUAAGAAUAUCGUGCGUGCCAAGUCAUCAGGAGAGUUCGUUGACAGCUUCAAGGAGGUUAACCUAACUAUCCCUGAUGAAGUAGUCGACAAGUUUUAUCACUCGUCGCUUAGCGUCAGUGGCCUACAACAGAUAUUUGAUCGGGGUAGGAGUGACGUAUACUCGCAUCUAUGCCGGUCAGAUGCUUUGCAUAAACUACUCAACAUUAGCAACAAGGGCACAACUUCACUACCUGUUCAGCUGUGCAAUUUGGCUGAACCAGAAGCAUUUCUAUUCACGUCGAACGUCGUUCGCAACCUAAACUGGACGGCACUGCUCACCGAAAUGGCCGGCAUCACAAAGCAAAGCGGCUACGAUAUCGGUCUCGAAGACUGGCGGAAAGCGUUGGUGAUCGCGCAGCAAGUUCGAAAAGAAGUUGGCGAGUUAAGCAGCCUGCGCGAAAUGCUCGACAGCCUUUUUAAGAAGGUAUCGGAAAUGAAUCGUCUCAUGGACCUAAGCGAUACGAAUUCGACGAUACGCUUCGUUCAGGCUGUCGUGUGUGGACGAAACUCGACGACGUUGCUUGACACGGAGCACGGUCCAGCGCAGCGGAUAGAAGAGUUCCGCGAGCAGAUCAACCAGAAUCUCCAACAGAAUUCGCAGAGUUCGGAUAAGAACAAAGAUGACAAAUACCUCUACGAUAAUAGCACUUCACAAAGGUGUAAUGCUAUCUUCAAGACGCUCGAAGAAAACCAGAUUACGUUAUUUCUAUGGAAGCAACUGAAGCCAUAUGUUCGGGGCAAGAUUUUGUACUCGCCACGCACAGCCGCUACGUUCAAGGUCAUUGAACGUGUAAACAAAACGUUCGAGCCGCUUCUCGUCGUACGAAAUACGGCACAUCAUUGGACGGCCAGUGUUGCCCCCAAGAUUCUGAGCUGGAUGCAAAAGCACUCAGAUACGGUUGAACAAAUUAAAAAGCUAUCGUCGACGGGCAGUUUGCUAUUUUUGAUCAUGAUGGAGCAACACGUGAACAAUGUAAGUACGAUUGGAGUGACGGGUAACGAGGGAAUUGGCGGUAUGAACACUACCGGUGUUACAGAUACGCUCGGUUGGCUUGCCGAUGUCCCGCAAUAUGUACAAGGCGCCAAUAGGAUCGCUAAGGAAGUCGAAAAUGCCCUCAAUUGCGUUGAAAUGAACCGUUUUGAGGGCUACGACAGAGAAGAGGAUCUUAUGAAAAACGGGUUGAAGCUCAUGGCCGAAAACAAACUCUGGGCCGCUUUGGUUUUCACUAACACGGCAGGAGGAUCGUGGUCUGCCAACAACGGUGAAAUUCCAAAAUUUAUUAGAUAUAAGAUUCGGAUGGAUGCCCAAAAAGUCGACUCCACCAAACGCAUUGAGGACAGAGUAUAUCAUCCAGGGCCUCGAAGGCGGCCUGCCAUCGACCUGAAGUACAUUACAUUUGGAUUCGCCUACCUACAAGACUUGGUUGAGCAGGCAAUCAUUUCGUUGCAUACAGGAUGGGUAAACAAUACGGGUGUCUAUCUACAGCAGUUUCCCUAUCCCUGUUAUAUUUUCGAUCAAUUCAUUGUUACAAUAGCGGAGUCUUUUCCUAUGUUCAUGGUCCUAUCGUGGGUGUAUUCCUUUUCAAUGAUCAUCAAAAGCAUCGUUCGUGAGAAGGAGCUACGCCUUAAGGAGGCGAUGAAGGUGAUGGGUCUCAGCAAUUCCGUUCUAUGGACUGCGUGGUUCAUCAACUCAUUUCUGUUUAUGUUUGUCUCCAGUUUACUUUUGACCCUUAUAUUAAAGUUCGGCAAGAUAUUGGAACACUCGAAUCCGGUAAUCAUCCUACUAUUCCUUAUGUGCUUCGCUUGUGCUACCAUCUCAAAGGCGUUCAUGGUAACGACAUGGUUCUCGCGAGCCAACAUUGCCGCCUGCGCUGGGGGUAUCGUGUUCUUCACACUUUACCUACCUUAUCCGUUUGUUAAACUGUGGACGCACCGAUUUAACAUUCAUGCGAAGGGUGUAGUGUCGCUCAUCUCCAAUGUUGCUUUCGGUCUCGGCUGUUCAUAUCUUGCACAUUUCGAAGAAGAGGGUACUGGAGUACAGUGGUCCAACUUCGCCCAAAGCACAAUGCCCCCCGACAAGUUUAGCAUUGCCCAUGUCAUGGGCAUGCUGCUGCUCGAUUCAAUUCUCUAUUUUGUUUUCGCCUGGUAUAUCGAGGCGGUUUUUCCAGGUCAAUAUGGAGUGCCAAAACCUUGGUAUUUCUUCUUGACUAAAAGCUAUUGGACGGGAAAGCCUAAUAUAUCUAAAGAAAGCCUCGAAGACUCACUUUCGUCUAAUGGCACUCAAGCGGGUCCAGAUUUUGAGGACGAGCCGAAUGAUCUAACGCUCGGCGUAUCAAUACGCCACCUCUCGAAAACCUAUAGCGGCUGUACAAAGGCCGCCGUAAAUAAUCUCAGCCUGAACUUCUACGAAAAUCAGAUCACAUCAUUUUUAGGACAUAACGGAGCGGGAAAGACUACCACUAUUUCGAUUCUGACUGGGUUAUACCCGCCCACAUCGGGUACAGCUAAAAUCUAUGCCCAGGACAUCCGGGAAGACAUGGAUACUAUUCGUCGUUCCCUCGGCGUUUGCCCACAACACAAUGUACUUUUCGACGAGUUGACUGUGUUUGAACACUUAUACUUCUACGCGAAACUGAAGGGCCGCUCGGCCCGAGAAGCAGAAAGGGAGGCGAAGGAGUUUCUGAAAGAUCUCAAUCUGACAAACAAGCGAAACGCCUACUCAGGAAAACUAUCUGGGGGCAUGCAACGCAGGCUAUCAAUUGCCAUCGCAUUUGUCGGUGGCUCGAGGACCGUUAUCCUCGAUGAGCCGACCGCCGGCGUCGAUCCCUACGCGAGGAGAGGCAUUUGGGAGCUCGUACUUAAGUACAAAGCUGGUCGUACGGUAAUUCUCACCACACACCACAUGGACGAAGCCGACCUCUUGGGAGACCGAAUCGCUGUCAUCAACGAGGGUCAACUUCGCUGCUGCGGGUCGUCUUUGUUUCUUAAAACGCGUUUCGGAUCGGGCUAUUAUCUAACUCUUGUGCGGGAACUGCCAAAACACCUGCCCAAGUCUCCGAGGAUAACGCCCGAUGACAACACUCAUAAAGGCGUUGAGGAACAGACCAUUACCCGAUCGAAUGGGAGUCGCACAGAUGACGAUAACAUGGAAAACCUCAAAGUCUUGAUUCGUCGACAUAUAGAGGGCGCUGCCCUUGUGAGUUCAACCGGCGUCGAAAUGUCGUUCCGUUUACCUGCUUGCCCGGAUACAUAUUCAUCGUUUGAAAAACUGUGUAGAGAACUCGACGCCAAUCUAGACAGGUUAGGAGUAAGCAGUUACGGUCUGUCGGACACUACAUUGGAGGAAGUGUUCCUUAAGGUAACAAAAGUUGGCGAGUCUGCAAAGUCGCUGAGCACGGACCAAGUGUGCAAGGAGUACGAUCCCGCGCCGCCGUUCUGCCAAAAGCUGGCCGGCUUCUUCCGAGCUUUUCAUGACGGUAAGGACGACCGGGUGUCGAGCAACUUCCACAACAAGGACUACAAGGACAACGCCGAGACCUCAGAGGAGACCGGCCGCCUAACACAGGAUAGCUUCAUGAGCCACCGGCCAGACGUGGAUCUACCCGCACCGGUGUCAAAGGAAGUUGUAAUCGGUGCGCUGCUACAUCGCCGUCAGCUCGCGGCUAUGUAUCGUCGACGGUUGCAGCGAAAUACUCGUAAUCUAAAGGGGCUAUUCUGCGAAAUCAUUCUGCCUGCAUUUUUUGUCUUUCUCGCCCUCUUGUUCACGCUACUUAUCCCGCCACUGUCCGAGGAGCCCUCGUUAGAACUCCUCCCCUGGCUAUACGGCCCACCCAACAACGUCUUCUUUAGCAACGAAGACAACAUGGAUCCUCUGAAUGAGAAAUAUGUGGACACGCUACUGUCAAAACCUGGACUAGGGAUCCGCUGCAUGAAGAGCGUCCGACUACAGGACAUGCAGUGUAGGUCUGACUUGUUGACCAACACAUCGACCUUAGCAGAGCCGUACGACCUUGUGGCUGCCAACCAUGUUGAGACGUGCGAUUGUUCCGUGGGCACUCUCAAAUGCCCCCACGAACCACCGGCCCCUCCCUCGCUCAUUACACCUACAACAGAUGUCCUACUCAAUAUGACUGGACGAAACAUAUCCGACUGGAUUGUGAAAACCUGGAAACAAUAUCACAAAAGACGUUAUGGUGGCUUCCAGUUCGGCGUUAAGAAUCCUGUGGUUUCGCUUAAUUAUACGGUUUUACAGUUACUCGUCGAGCGAAUGUCCGAAAUGAGCGGAUUGGAUUCGCACGCUACGUUUGACAUUCUUGCUCAAAGGAUCACAAGCACACAGGUGCUCAACAACGCUAAAGUCUGGUUCAACAAUAAGGGCUGGGCUUCUUCCGUGGCCUACAUGAACGCCUUGAACAAUAUCCUAUUGAGAGCGCAUCUUCCACCAGGUGAAGAUCCGGCCGACUAUGGAAUAUCCGUGAUCAAUCAUCCGAUGAAUUUCACACAAAGUCAGCUGCAAGACGAACUCUUGUAA